ACUAAUAUGGAAAUGUGGCGUGUUAUAACGAUUUUUUAAAGAACUAUUUAGUGUAAUAUAAUAUAAUGAUGUUUAUUUUGCAUUAAAAGUACUAACUUAAAUAUUCGCGUAAUAUGUUGUGAUAGUUUUUUGACUACAUAGUUUACCAUUAGAAAUAUUUAGUGUUGUAUAAAACAAAAAACAAAAAUGGGAGACUUUGAUGUACUUCAAUAUUGCCGUCAGCUACGUAGCUUAAAACCACCACCUUACAAAUGUCCAGUAGCUGAUUGUGACAAAGUAUACUCAAGCAUGACUGGGUUUCAGUAUCAUCUUGCUCAUAUUCAACAUUCAAGUCCAAUACCUCCAUUAGACAUAGUCACACCGACCAAACAAACUACUGUUACCCCAGUUGUCAACAAAACUAAAAGUAAAAAAAAGAAAGGAAAACGAGUAACAUUUACAACUCUUUCAAGAGUAUCUCAACCUGAAGUUGUAGAACCUGUAACACCUAUUCAUUUAUCUAAAACUUUAUGUGAAGUUGAAGUUAAUGAUCACAAAGUAAUACGAUUUAAUGCCGAAGAUUAUUUACCAAUAAUAUCACAAAAAGAAUACUUAAAUCAAAAAAAAGAUUUUAAAAUUCCCGCCAAGACAACUGCAAUCAUUAAUUCUUUAAUGAAAAGUAGAGAAGCUGUUCGUGACUUACCGCAAGCUGCAUUUAAAGAGAUUGACAAUUACGAUAUACUUCAAGCUCCACCUAUGCCCAAUUCUUACAUAAGAUUUAUUGAAAAGUCAGUUGAAGAAUUGGAUACAGAAGUAGAAUAUGAUAUGGAUGAAGAAGAUGCCGCUUGGCUACAAAUUAUGAAUGAACGCAGGGAAUCAUCAGGCUUAGUAGGAAUAUCAAUUGAAUCUUUUGAACUGUUAAUGGAUCGUUUAGAAAAAGAAUCUUAUUUUCUUGUACAAAUGAACAAAGAAGUUGAUAGUAGUUUAGCAGUCAUUGAUGACGAAGCUGUUUGUUCUAUUUGUCUUGAUGGUGAAUGUCAAAAUUCAAACGUUAUUCUUUUUUGUGAUAUGUGUAAUCUUGCUGUUCACCAAGACUGUUAUGGUGUUCCAUACAUACCUGAGGGACAAUGGCUCUGUCGGCGAUGUCUUCAUUCACCAUCCUGUAUGGUUGACUGUGUAUUGUGCCCCAACAAUUGUGGUGCAUUUAAACAAACUGAUCGUGGUUUAUGGGCUCAUGUUGUGUGUGCAUUAUGGAUACCAGAAGUUAGAUUUGCAAAUACAGUAUUUUUAGAACCAAUAGAUAGUGUUGAAACAAUUCCUACUGCUAGAUGGAAACUCACAUGUUAUAUUUGUAAGCAACGUGGUGUAGGAGCAUGUAUCCAAUGUCACAAAACAAGUUGCUAUGCUGCGUUUCAUGUUACUUGUGCUCAACAAGCUGGCUUAUAUAUGAAAAUGGAAACUAUAUCUAAUGAAAUUUCUAAUAUUGGCGAUGCUGAACCAGGUACAGUUUUAGUUCAAAAAAUUGCAUUUUGUGAUGCACAUGCUCCAGUAGAUUAUCUAGCUGAAAACCGAGGACGACAAUCUCCUGGAGAAAAAUUAAAUAAUGCCAGACGAGUUUUAGCUAAAAAACGUUCUGCUGCUCCAGUCAUAUCAAUACCUACUAUCCCACCUGAAAGAGUUACUGAAAUAGCUAAUUUGCUAUCUGUGCCUAAGAAAGGUCAGUUUGUUCAACGACUAAUCGCUUAUUGGACAUUAAAAAGGCAGUUUAGAAAUGGUGUUCCACUUUUAAGACGUUUACAAACUAGCCAACAUUCUAAUGUAUCACGACGCGAAGAGCCAAUUACAUCAAAUGGAAAUGAAGAUGAUCUUAAUGAAUUAUAUCGACAGUUAAAAUAUUGGCAAGCUCUUCGGCAGGAUUUAGAAAGAGUUCGCUUACUUUGUGAACUGAUACGUAAACGUGAACGUCUGAAAAAAGAGAAUAUAAAAGUACAUGAACAGUAUACAUUAAAAUCUUUGUGGCCAUUCCAUGCUUUCUUACAUUCAGUAUUACAGCAGUUAAUUGUAAAAGAUACAGGACAGAUUUUUAUUGAACCUGUUGAUCAAAAUGAAGUCCCAGAUUAUGGUGAUAUUGUGAAACAUCCAAUGGAUUUACUAACAAUGGAGUUAAAAAUAAAAAACUCUGAGUAUACUAGUCUUGAAGUUUUUGAGAAUGAUUUCAACUUGAUGAUAUCAAACUGUUUAGCAUAUAAUUCCAAAGAUACUAUAUUUUAUAAAGCUGGCAUAAAAAUGAGAGAUCAAGGUGGAAGUGUUUUAAGAACUGCCAAACGAGAUCUUAAGAUUUUAGAUAUUGAUCCUAUUACAUUAACCUUAGCUGAAAACAGUAAAGAUGUUGAAGAAACUAAAAGUUUAAAAUGUACUGCUAAAACAAAUGAAGAAAUCAAAGAUGACAAAAGUACAGAAUUUGAUCAUGAAUUGAAAGAAAUAUGCAAUCCUUCUAAUACCAUAAGUGAUGAUGAUCAUAUGUGUAAGCUUCUAUUAUAGUUAUCUGAUAAAUGUAGAGGAAGUUGACAAAAUAAAAUUAACCAAAACAAAAACAGAAUUGACCAAGCUUACAACUUAAAC
Molecule: messenger RNA, 2601 nt
Organism: Melanaphis sacchari
Lineage: Eukaryota; Metazoa; Arthropoda; Insecta; Hemiptera; Aphididae
Product: peregrin-like
Exons: 13
Coding region: 187-2520 (777 amino acids)
Biological process (GO): regulation of transcription by RNA polymerase II
Cellular component (GO): MOZ/MORF histone acetyltransferase complex
Molecular function (GO): protein binding
Source: RefSeq, a predicted model, not a curated record